AUUACUCCAAAGUGACCUCCUUUAUGUUUUGGAACAACAACCUAACCUAACUUUCGUCUGCCCUUGAAAAAUCUUUCACAAAUUCAAAACAAAAAUAAAUUUUAAAAUGUUAGCUAAUAAAAGGCUUCUCAGAGAGACCAGUUCGUUGGAGGAUAGACUGAGAAUCGAGCAAUUCCUAAAAGUGGCAAACUACGAGGAAACCGUUCGUCAACUUGAUAUUUACUAUGGAAUGGUUAAACGGCAGCUAUUACGAUUUCAAAGUCCCAUAACUGGAUUGUUUCCUGUACACUCGACGGAUACGGAAGUUGGUAGUGUCCGAGAAAGCGUUUAUUGUGCUGCGGCCGUAUGGGGAUUGUAUCAAGCCUACCGGCGAAUCGAUGAUGAUCGAGGGAAAUCCUACGAACUAGGCCAAUCCGCCGUAAAAUGUAUGCGCGGUAUAUUGCAGUGUUGGAUAAAACAAGCGGCCAGAAUCGAACUAUUUAAAUUGAAGCAAUGCGACGCUCAUUCGUUACACGUUAAAUUCCACCUAACCAAAGGAGAAGAAGUGUACACCGAUGAUGAAUACCCCCAUUUACAAAUUGACGCAAUUUCCGUUUACUUAAUAUUCUUGGUUCAGAUGAUAACGUCCGGCUUACAGAUUAUUUACACGCAGGACGAGGUUGCCUUCGUACAAAAUUUGGUUUAUUACGUGGAACGCGCAUACCGUACCCCCGAUUAUGGAAUAUGGGAAAGGGGUAGUAAGUACAAUAACGGAAUGACCGAAAUUCAUGCGAGCUCGAUCGGUAUGGCGAAGUCCGCUUUAGAAGCGAUCAAUGGCUGUAACUUAUUUGGCGAGAAAGGAGCUUCUUGGAGUGUGGUGUACGUUGAUAUCGACGCUCACAAUCGAAAUCGAAGUAUAUUCGAAACUAUGUUACCAAGAGAGUCAUCUUCAAAGGAAGUGGACGCUGCUCUACUACCAACCAUUUCCUUUCCGGCUUUUGCUUCACAUGAAGAAUCUCUUUACGGGCGAACAAAGAAUAAUAUUAUACGAAAGUUGAAGGGUGAUUAUGGCUUCAAAAGGUAUAAUAGAGAUGGAUUUAAGACAGCUAUUGAAGACCCCAACAGAAGAUAUUACAAGGUUGGCGAAAUAAAAAACUUCGAAAAUAUCGAGUGCGAAUGGCCACUCUUUUAUAUAUUUAUGAUAAUCGAUGGCGUUUUCAAAUCUCUACCCGAACAAAUAGAAGAAUAUCAAGACUUGCUCAAGGCGCGAAUGCUCGUCGACCAGUACGGAGAUCCCAUCAUUCCAAUGUAUUACUACGUGCCGGAAGAUUACAUAGAGCAGGAACGACUGGAACCGCAUUCGACAUCCCGCAGACCCGCACCAGAUUCCGGCUUGUACCUGUGGAAUCAGGCGCUGUUCGUAUUGGCGCAGCUUCUAACGGCGAAUUUAUUGCACAUUAACGAAUUAGAUCCGAUCCGUCGUUAUUUACCGUCGUAUAAUAGGCCUCGAAAGGGUGGGAGAUAUUCCGCAUUUCAGGCAAAACCAUCAGUUGGAACUGCAACGGAUUUGGUAGUACAAAUUGUUUUAAUAGCGGAAUCGAUGCGUCUUCAAGCAAUGAUGGCCACUUACGGAAUACAAACGCAAACGCCUCACGAGGUUGAGCCUGUACAGAUUUGGUCCUCGACUCAACUAGUGGAAGCGUAUCAACACUUGGGUGUGAAUCACAAAAUUAACUUGAACGGCCGGCCGGUUAGACCAAUCGGAAGUCUAGGUACCAGUAAGGUGUACAGAGUAUGUGGAAUGACCGUUCUGUGCUACCCUCUGAUAUUUGAAGUGUCCGAUUUCUAUCUAUAUCGUGACAUGGCGCUUCUAAUCGACGAUAUAAAAACUGAAUUGCAGUUUGUUGGUCGUUACUGGAGACUGUCAGGACGGCCAACUGUCUGUCUCCUAAUACGAGAGGAGCACAUGCGAGAUCCGCAGUUUAAAAAAAUGUUGGAUUUAUUAGCAAUGCUUAAGAAGGGCUAUUGUGACGGUGUCAAGGUGCGAAUUGGUAGAUUGCAAAAUUUAAUAUCAAGUUCUUGCGUUGAACAUUUGGAUUUUAUGAGCGUUUUGGAUAUGCCGUAUCAGAAGUUUGCUCAGUUUCAGCAGCUGGAACAUGAUUACAUUGGUUACCAGAGCUUGACUGAUGUACCUAGGAUCAUUGACAACCAAGGAGAAUUAAAGAAUUAUGCAUCAUUCCAACAUAAAUCAACAAAUGAUAUUAUCGAAGAAAUACUGCACAACGACAAUAUUUACGCUCAGUGCCAAUUGUACGGGUUCAUCCUGCAACGAGAAGGGGAACAUUUUGAAAUUAGACAUGUAACAGUUAUGGCGCACCUCCAACAAAUUUAUAACAGAGCGGGUGGUAUGAGACAUUGGGCGGCCGUGCGGUACACAAGCAGUUUAUUACACCAUACCGUAGAUUCUAUCAGUCCUUUUAUUACCGCCGUUCUUGUACACGGUAAACAGUUGACGGUUGGUGUGAUCGAUCAGAAAGAGACGGUCUUCGAUAAACCGAUGACUCCAACGGAAAUACAGCGGGUCAUAUAUGAUACCAUACAACCUUACGAUGUAAUUCAGGCAGUUCUGCAGCAAGAAGUUAUAUUGUAUUGUGGCCGGCUGAUUUCUACCGAUCCGGAGAUGUUCAGGGGCAUUUUCAAAAUUCGAGUCGGUUGGGUGCUGCAGGCGCUUAGGUUAUAUCUCAAGUUCAGUGGAAACGCCAAACUGAUCGAAGACCAUAGUCCAUAUGAAGUUAGGCAACUAAUCAAUAAAGUUUUAUCUGUUAAGGACUGGGCAGAUAAGGAAAAACUGACUCCCUUGCACAAGCGCACAAUUGAAGGCUGUCUAUGUCGUGUUCCAAGUUCGUUUUACAACCAAGUUUGGGACGUCAUGAUUCGCACACCUCAAGGAAUAAAGGUUAUGGGAAAUAUUAUUCCACAACAACCGACGAUGUCUAACAUGGCCAGAUCGGAAAUCACCUUCGCCCUAUUAGUAGAACAGAUGUUGAAUCAAAUACAAAUGCCCGAAUACCGCCAAUUAGUUGUAGAGUUACUAUCGAUUGUCUCUACUAUUUUAACUCGAAAUCCUGAACUUAGUUUUAACCAACCGCUCGAUUUGGAACAGUUAAUUAAAGACUCAGCGCAUAUGUUUGCAAAGGAUAAUAAGCUUCAAGACAUUCGAGUCUCCUACUUGUUUGAAACGUCAAACGUACAAUGCAUGGGAUACUUGGCCAGAGCAGUUGUUAAUAAUUUAUUGAGGGAUGGCCAGUUGACUAGAGAUAUUGGAUGUGAAUCGGAAUUUUGCAAUAUAUCGUAGUUACUUAAUAUAGUUAAAUUUUUUGUUACUCUAUAUGUAAAUAUUACCUAAUGUAAAUGUUGGUAAUGGUGACGAAGCAAUUUUUGUUAGAAAUAAUACUAUAAACUGUGCCAUAUUUUUGUUAGACGCGUAAUUGUUUUGCUUUAUCUAGAGAAAUUAUAAUUCCUUUUUUAAGUUAUAAUUAUGGAAAAUGUAUGACUUAGUACUUACAAAGUUUAGUGUUCAGGGACUCUCUGGGGUGCGCGAAACAUUGUUGCAGCUGGUGAUAAUUGUAGUGAGGGGCAUUGUAUAUCUUGGCCAUUCAAAAUAAUAAAAAAGCUGAUCUCAUGCA
This is a messenger RNA of Photinus pyralis (common eastern firefly), 3665 nucleotides long. RefSeq names its product probable phosphorylase b kinase regulatory subunit beta. Bases 107 to 3334 code for a protein of 1075 amino acids. The transcript is spliced from 17 exons. Gene Ontology annotation, molecular function: calmodulin binding. Gene Ontology annotation, biological process: glycogen metabolic process. Gene Ontology annotation, cellular component: phosphorylase kinase complex. Lineage: Eukaryota; Metazoa; Arthropoda; Insecta; Coleoptera; Lampyridae. The record is from RefSeq and is a predicted model, not a curated record.